Brassica napus (rape) is the source of this 1319-nucleotide messenger RNA. RefSeq names its product ATPase 1, plasma membrane-type-like. Gene Ontology annotation, molecular function: P-type proton-exporting transporter activity. The transcript has 5 exons. Gene Ontology annotation, cellular component: plasma membrane. Lineage: Eukaryota; Viridiplantae; Streptophyta; Magnoliopsida; Brassicales; Brassicaceae. Bases 1 to 780 code for a protein of 259 amino acids. Gene Ontology annotation, biological process: regulation of intracellular pH; proton transmembrane transport. The record is from RefSeq and is a predicted model, not a curated record.
AUGGUCAAUGCAUCUGAGGUGAAACAUGAACCAGCUCAGUGUUUGUUCUCUUUAAAGUUACCUAACUGCAAGAGCAUGCCUCUUGAUACCAGGCAACGUGAUUUGCCUCCUCAACUUGCUUUGAGGAUAACACAGCUUGAACUGUCCCUCUCCCUGAGCUUGGGAGACCAUAUGCAGCUGAGCUUCAGGCUCGCUCAUGAGGUCUUGGUGCGCUGCUGCUGCUGCUGCUACUCCACAUGGAGCAUUAGAGUCUUCUCAGAAAGGACUUAUGAUAUUCGAUCAGUCAGGAAACCUGAUAGCUGGAAGCUCAAUGAAAUAUUUGCCACUAGAAUUGUCUUGGGAGGCUACCAAGCCGUUAUGAGUGUGAUUUUCUUCUGGGUGAUUCACAAGACUGACUUCUGCUCGGACAAGUUUGGUGUGAGGUCAAUCAGGGACAAUAACGAUGAACUAAUGUUUGCUGUGUACCCACAAGUUAGUAACAUCAGCCAAGCGCUUAUAUUCGUCACGAGGUCAAGGAGUUGGUCAUUCGUUGAACGUCCUGGGGCGCUUCUGAUGAUUGCAUUCGUCAUUGCACAACUGAUUGCUACUUUGAUUGCAGUGUAUGCAAACUGGACAUUUGCAAAGGUGAAGGGUAUAGGUUGGGGAUGGGCUGCUGUGAUUUGGGUUUACAGUAUUUUAACAUACAUCCCACAAGACAUUUUGAAGUUUGCCAUUAGAUACAUCUUGAGUGGAAAGGCUUGGGUCAGCAUGUUUGACAAAAAGGUACGUACACACAGCUAACUCUCUUUUACAUCUUGAUGGUAAACAUAAUACUCAUUGCUUCUGCUGUUACUUUGUGAGCAGAGCGCUCUGACGACCAGGAGAGAUUACGGUGCUAGAGAAAGACAAGCUGAGUGGGCGAGAGAACAAAGGACGCAGCACGGUCUGCAGACAAGACAAGAGAUCAACGUCUUCCCAGAGAACGAGGGUUACAGAGAGCUGUCUCAGAUCGUUGAGCAAGCCAAGAAAAGGGCCUAGAUAGCUAGGUAAGUGUACUUUGAUUAAAUGAUUUCAACGGAAGAAACUAGAAGUUGCUUGCUCCUUAUUUGUGAAUGCUUUGUUUUGACAGGCUUAGGGAGAUUCACACAUUUAAGGGACAUGUUGAAUCAGUCGCAAAGCUAAAAGGCAUGGACAUUGAUACAUCAGGACAUCACUACACUCUGUAGUUGCCAUAACUAUUCCCAAAAACUCUAUUUUUUAAUUGUUAGUCAUUGUUCCUAAACUUCUAAAAUAGAGCUUUGCAUUUGCCUUUGAAGAAACAUGGCUUUUGCGUUAAGAGU